UGCUUCAGCUAGGCGUUCAUGUCCAAAACUGCCCUUUGCCAUUCGAGCUGAGGGAGAACCGACUGACCCGUGAUGAUCUUUAACCACCUCCCGCUUUAAAGAGCCGCUGCCAACUUUAGUGGAUCUGAUUUAGAGCAGCGUUCAAGCGCGCCCGCCUGUCUGCUGCUGCUCACUCCGCGAACUGCGCUCGAUUACUCCGGUCUGGAGCGAACAUGGCAGAAGCUGAGGAUAAUGUUUCCAUUCCUGAGCUCAGCUCGCUUCUACAACUGGAUCCUUACCUCCAGCCUUUUGAAAAGGACUUUAAGAGGAGAUAUGGCUUGUUCCAGAAGCAGCUCUCACUCCUGGAGGAGGCCGAGGGAGGCUUUGAUCAGUUCACACGCAGCUACUGGAGCUUUGGUGCUCACCGCCAGCCAGACAACAGCCUCGUCUUUAAAGAGUGGGCCCCAGCUGCUGAGGCGCUGUUCCUCACUGGAGAAUUCAAUGGCUGGGAUAAAUUCGCUCAUCCAUACCAAAAGAAAGAAUUUGGGAAAUGGGAGCUGCACAUCCCACCAAAAGAAGACAACACACCAGCUGUUCCUCACAAUUCCAAACUGAAGGUGGUGGUUCACACCAAAGAAGGUGAGCGGUUAUACCGGAUUUCACCUUGGGCAACGUAUGUGAACAAGGUCAGCACGGCUGUUGUGUAUGAUUGGGUGCUCUGGGACCCUCCUCAGCCGUAUGUGCACAAGCAUCCUCGCCCACGGAAGCCCCGCAGCCUACGGAUCUACGAGUCUCACGUUGGCAUCGCAUCACCAGAGGGCAAAGUGGCAUCUUACAGCAACUUCACACACAAUGUACUGCCUCGAAUAAAAGACCUCGGCUACAACUGUAUUCAGCUGAUGGCUAUUAUGGAGCAUGCCUAUUACGCAAGCUUUGGCUACCAAGUUACAAGUUUCUUCGCAGCAUCCAGUCGUUUCGGCACUCCAGAUGAGCUGAAGGAGCUGAUUGACGUGGCUCACUCUAUGGGGAUCGUAGUGCUGUUAGACGUGGUUCACAGCCACGCAUCUAAAAAUACUGAGGACGGCCUGAACAAGUUUGAUGGCUCUGACUCCUGCUUCUUCCACAGCGGCCCACGAGGAGAGCACGCGCUCUGGGACAGCCGACUCUUCAACUACUCCAGCUGGGAAGUGCUGCGUUUUCUGUUGUCAAACCUGCGUUGGUGGAUGGAGGAGUACCGGUUCGACGGCUUCAGGUUCGAUGGGGUUACGUCUAUGCUCUACCAUCAUCACGGAAUGGGUGCAGGAUUUUCAGGUGACUACUCAGAGUAUUUUGGUCUUCAGGUUGAUGAGGACUCUCUGGUCUACCUCAUGCUAGCCAACCAUAUUCUCCACUCUCUGUAUGAGGACUGCAUUACUAUAGCAGAGGAUGUGUCUGGUAUGCCCACGCUGUGUCGACCCAUAAAGGAGGGAGGCUGCGGCUUCGACUACAGACUGGCCAUGGCUAUUCCUGACAAGUGGAUCCAGAUCCUGAAGGAGUUUAAGGAUGAGGACUGGAACAUGGGGAAUAUUGUGCACACUCUGACGAACAGGCGCUAUGGGGAGAGCUGUAUUGCGUAUGCAGAGAGCCACGACCAGGCUCUGGUGGGAGACAAGACCCUGGCCUUCUGGCUGAUGGAUAAGGAGAUGUACACCAGCAUGAGCACCCUAAUGCCCAUGAACCCCAUCAUUGAUCGGGGCAUCCAGCUGCACAAGAUGAUCCGGCUGCUCACGCACGGCCUGGGAGGGGAGGGCUACCUCAACUUCAUGGGUAACGAAUUUGGCCACCCCGAGUGGCUAGACUUCCCCCGCGUGGGGAAUAACGAGAGCUACCACUACGCCCGCCGGCAGUUCAACCUGUUGGACACAGAUCACCUGCGCUACCGCCAGCUCUACCUCUUCGACCGGGACAUGAACCGCACCGAGGACAAAUAUGGCUGGCUGGCUGCACCCCCGGCCUAUGUCACUGCGAAACACGAGGGUGACAAAGUGAUCAUUUUUGAGAGAGGAAACGUCAUUUUCAUCUUCAACUUCCAUCCCGUGAACAGCUACAGCAGCUACAGAGUGGCAGUGGAGGCAGCAGGAAAAUAUAAAAUCAAGUUAGACUCUGAUGAAGUCCAGUACGGAGGCCACGGCAGACUGGACCACAACACAGAGUUCUUCACCGAGUCCAUCCCAUUUAACGGACGGGCCAACUCCAUGCAGGUUUACAUUCCCUGCAGAACAGCUGUUGUUCUGGCCAACGAGGAAAUCGAUUACUGCUACUGAAACACCAUCAUUGAUUCACUGAGAGAUUGAUACUCAGCGCACAUCUGCCUCUCUCUCUCUCCGCUGGCCUCUCCCGAAGACAUGUCUGCCAGACACCUCCACACUCUCCCUCCAUUCCUCCGCCUCACCCAGAGAUGAGCUGUUCGAGAUUUCCUAAUGUUAUCUGGGUUUAUUUUGAACAUGGGAGGACAUUGCGGUGUGCUGUGUCCAGUGUAAUGGAUAGCAUUCCUAACUUCCCUUCCCUGGGUGUUCACAGAUAGUUGUAAUGAAUCCAGUAGUUUGUUAUAAAUCUUAUUCCGUGCCAAAUCCCAAGUGUUUCUUCACCUAAUAAAGACCACCAGGUCUGUGCAGAUUACAUUACUCAGUGAUAACUGUUUAAAAUGAGAAGCCACACCUAAAUAUGUCAUGAUAGAAACCUAUUGCUGUUCAAUUGCCAUGGUAUAUAUUUUAAGUGACCAGGAUAAUAAUGUUUAUUGAUAUUUGUUGUAAUAAUUUACACUGGGAAUUUACAGGAAAAAUGGGAAAUUUGAUUUGUGUUCUAUUUAAUUUGUGAAACACAAGCACUUUCUUGUGACGUUGAAAUUCUUUCUCGAAAUCUUGUUUAUAAUAUUUUGUAUUUAUUUGCUGACUGUUUUCAAUUCAAGUCAAUUCAAUGCAAUUGUUUUUUUUUUUUUUAACAAAUCAUAAGCACAUUUAACGAAGGGAGGGAUGAUGAUGGUGAUAAUAUGAGAGGGUGAUGAUAUUUGCCUCUUAGUGAACAGAAUUAAGCUAGGAAUGUUUGUGUGAUAUUUUCAGGUAAAUAGUAUCAUACCUUUAAAAAAAAAACAAGUCCACUGUGUGAUGACUAAUUAGCUUAGUUACUAAAUACUGUAUAUUCUCACUGUAUACGAAUAUGAAUUUACUAAAAAUGUGUGACGUUGUGACGCUAGAGGACAUUGAAGCUGUUUAGUUCACCAGCAUGUCAAUCUGUGUGUUCAGUAAGUGUGAAAAAUCAUCUCCGACCACAUGCACUGUGAUGACUGUGUUCCACUUUAUUUUGUAGUGUAACCUAUGGAGACUUGUUAACACCUUAACAGACUUGUUAACACACUCUAUAAUCGUGAAAGUCUUCAUGGGUAUAGAUUAGGGAUAGGACGAGAACAGGCAUGAUCUUACACGGCGAGAGGACAUUUUAGCAUAUUAAUGAAUGCACCUUUAAUAUAGGCAAUUCAGGGUAUUAUGUAUUAUAAACCCUUUUCACACAUGCACAGUAACACAGAGGAGCUGUGUUUGUAUCAGUUAUACCAGACAUUACCUGGAUUCUAUCCUGCCAGACCUCUAAAGCAAAGUCUAGGUAAUGUUAGAGUGAGCCUAUGUGGGAGUAGAGCUGCACCUAAACAUUGUGGAACAUUUUCAUGUAGGUCUGAUAUGAAAAAAAAUCUCUUUAAAAGUGUGAAAGGGCAGCUUCGUCUGGAUAAUGUCUCAAUACUAGUAGUGCCACAUUCUACAUACUAGUGGAUCUCAAAAAAUAAGAAUAUUAUUGAGAAGUUACUUUAUUUUGGUAACUCAGUUCAAAAUUUGAAACUCGUACUUAACUCAGUUCAAAAUUCUAAUAUUAUAUACAUAUAUUACAUCACUUAUUGUGGAAACUUCACACUAUGAAAAAGUGUUUUAUCAAGUCCAAAAUCUGUGCAGUGUUUCUGUUUUCCUGGAAAAUCUUACAGCACUUCAUGCUUCCCUCUGAUGACAACUUUUAUGGAGAUGCAGAUUUCAUUUUCCAGCAGGUCUUGGCAAACUGCCCACACUGCCAAAAGUACCAAUUGGUCUUAUAUAAUAUUAAAAAUUUCUGAGACACUGAUUUUUGUGUUUUUAUUGGCUGUAAGCCAUAAUCAUAAUCAAGAAUAAAAUAAAUAAAUCACCCUGUGUGUAAUACAUCUAUAUAAUAUGAGUUUCACAUUUUGAACUGAAUUACUGAAAUACAGCAUCUUUCCAAUGAUAUUCAAAUUUUGUUGAGAUGCGCUAGUAAAAACACGUCUAUUUCACUGUGUAUAAGAUACGAUACUGUGUGUAGUCAGGCUCUUUCUGCAUUCUCAGCAUUUGCAUUAGCAAUAAGCCAAAAUCUUACAAACUCUAAGCUUGAUGGAAGAUGAUGCAUCCUUAAAAGCGUAUUGUAGCACACAUUUUUAUACAGCUCUGGAAAAAAGUGACCACUUUAAAAUGAUGAGUUUCUUUGAUUUUACCAAAUUAAACCUGUGGAAUUUAAUCAGGAGGAAGAUAGAUGAUCACAAGCCAGCAAACCAAGCUGAACUGCUUGAAUUUUUGCACCAGGUGUGGCAUAAAGUUAUCCAAAAGCAGUGUGUAAGACUGGUGGAGGAGAACAUGCCAAGAUGCAUGAAAACCCUAGUGAAAUAAAAACAGGGUAAUUCCACCAAAUCUAAUUCUCUAAACUCUUAAAACUACUUUCUUUGCACUAUUUGAGGUCUAAAAGCUCUGCAUCUUUUUUUUUUUUUUGUUAUUUCAGCUCUUUGUCAUUUUCUGCAAAUAAAUGCUCUUAAUGACAACAUUUUGAUUUGGAAUUUUGGAGAAAUGUUGUCCAUAGUUUAUAGAAUAAAACAACAAUAAAUAGCAAAAUCAGAGGAACUGAUUCAGAAACUGAAGUGGUCUCUUAUUAUUUUAUUUUUUUUCAGAGCUGUGUACGGUACCUCUAUGAUAACUCUAAUAUCUUAUGGUAAUAGUGCUCCUAACUACUAAAAUGAUGUGCGUAAGUUUAUUCUAAUAUAUAUAACAUGUAGUGAAAUGAAGUUUACUUACAAAUCAUUUUACUUAUUUUGAAUCUUAUCAAAAUAAUCAGUUCAUUUUAGUUCAGAUGCCGCCAGUUACUAUCAUUACCACUGUACUGUCCUGUCCACUGUAGAUGAUGCCUUCUAUGACUUCUAUGCCAGUAUUCAGUUAUUUAGUCAUUUAGUAAUUUGCCUAAAAAUUUAAGUUGCAUUCAAUUUGCAUUCAAAUGUUUUUAAGUAGUGUAAGCCUAACACCACAACACACUCAAACCCUUAGAAAAAGAGUGUUUUUAAUCCAAUUAAGUGCUAGUUAACGAGAUCGUUAACCAUCUAGAGUAAGCUCUCCGAAUGAAGUGCUGUGUCCACAAAGUAUAGCAAAGUCUUCCUUCUUUCUAAUGCAGCUCUAUUUGUUCCUCACUUUUAAUGAACCUGUGCGGUACGAUAAGUGAUAAAUGGGCAGCGCACUGUCCCAUUAUAAUAAUAUUAGUCUCUUAUGGGCUAGCCGGAGCUUUCCCUCAUCAACAAUCGAGUUUUCUCAUUAAUGUCGAGUAGCUGCUUGAAGAUAACGUUGACCUGCUUUUGAAUCCUCUGUAGAGAAAGCGGAAGAAGUCUGUGUAUAAAUACAUUAGAGUUAUUAUCCCAAACCCGCUCUUUUCAACAAACAGUCAGACUUUCUCGUGCCCCCCGUAAUGAAGAGAUGCACCUCUUGCUUUCUGCUUUGUGGUUUGAACAAGCCUAAUUUGCCCACAGGAAGACAAAAUAAUAGAUGCUUAGAUAGCAAUAAUUAGCCUCUUCGUGUUUCUCCGUCUAGAGAAGCUAAUAGAGAGAUAACUUUGUUGUUAUUCUUUUUUUUUUUUUUUCUAUUCUCAUUCUUACCCAGUCUGUUUUUCAAUCUGAUGUGGAUGGAAAUGUGUCACAGCUAUUUUGGUGCACUUUUCUUUUUGUUUGUGAAAGAUUAAAGUGGUUUAAUUAAAAGUAAAUAAAAAUAAUUGUAACUUAAUAGAGGCUUCGGAGUGGAAAUGGCAAACGUUUCCUCUGGAGGGAUGAGGGAUUGUGGCUGCGCAUACACUGUGUCAGCAGAUCUCACUCUGAUUAAGUGCUGGUUUUGUGUGGAAAAUAACAUUAUGCGUAAACUACAAA
Astyanax mexicanus (Mexican tetra) is the source of this 6181-nucleotide messenger RNA. RefSeq names its product glucan (1,4-alpha-), branching enzyme 1b (gene gbe1b). The transcript has 16 exons. The record is from RefSeq and is a predicted model, not a curated record. Gene Ontology annotation, biological process: glycogen biosynthetic process. Gene Ontology annotation, molecular function: cation binding; 1,4-alpha-glucan branching enzyme activity; hydrolase activity, hydrolyzing O-glycosyl compounds. The coding region runs from base 213 to 2282 and encodes 689 amino acids. NCBI's taxonomy places the organism in Eukaryota, Metazoa, Chordata, Actinopteri, Characiformes, Acestrorhamphidae. Gene Ontology annotation, cellular component: cytoplasm.